AUGAUGAAUAUAAAUUCCUCAAACUUCAAUCGCGGGUUAAUUAUAAACGCACAUAUAGACAUUGAAGAUUUGAAUGGAGAUCCGAAAUCUUUUGACAAUGAAGAUGUGAGUAAGGAUUCGAAAUCCUUUGUCAAUGAAGAUAUGACUGAAGGUUUGAAAUCGUUUGAUGAUAAAAAAAUAAAUAAAAAUAAGGAAUCUUUUAAUCAAAAACAUAUUAUUGAGAGUGCUUCACCAAAACACUUUUCUCUAUCUUCAUCAUAUGCAGAAGUUUCAACAAAUAAAUGUAGUAAUCUAUAUAAACGUAUAGAAGAAGACAGAAUAGAUUUACAUAAAUCAUAUAUAAACUAUAGGAAAUUAGAUAAAAAUAAGUCAUUAAACACAAAGAUGCGAAUUAUCUUACUAUUUGCAUUAAUACUCACAAUUUUUGGAACCUUUUCAUCUGCGAUUCCAGUCGAAAGGGGAGAUGAUGAAUUCGAUGGCUGUGCUAGAAUUGUUAAAAACUAUAUAAAUGACUUAAAAGAAAACAAAACCAACAUAGUCAUAAAGUAUAAAGACGUCAAAGAUUGUUAUUUGAGUUUUCCUUUUGAUCUUAAACGAGCCACUCAGUCUGAUGUCAAUCAAUUGAUUGUUGAUCUUAAAGAUGCUCAUACUAGUUUUUUACCUACUUGCUAUAGUGCAUUUAAUUUUAAACAAAGCAUCCUACUUUAUUCAUCUGUCAACUCUAAUGGAUAUCAGGCUAUUAAAGUAUUUUAUGACAGUCAAGAUCGCUCAAAUGUUGGAUGUGAAGUCACACAUAUUGAUGAGUAUCCUGCUUUGGAUGUAAUUACUGAAUUUGCCAAAAAAUAUAUUAAAAACUCCCGUGAUCUUGGUGUAAGAUUUAAUAUGGCAUUAGCUUCACUUAAGCUCAAUUAUACCAAUUACGCUGUUAUUAAUGGUAGUUUUGCAUUACGCACGAAUUUACCAGAAAAAGAAAGUGUUAUCUAUAAUCUUAAAUGUUCUAAAGCCACAAAAAAGCUUGAAAGGCCUUGGAUAAUAACUUUUAAUAGUGAUCUCAAUGUGACUUUUACUAAUUUUACUGAUUCAAAAAGUUAUUAUAGUAAUGUCUGUCUCAUGAAAAAUGUUUCUCAAUCAACAGUUCCUAAAAAAGCUUAUAUUUUAAACUUACCUAUUGAACAUUUAGAACAAGUUGAGAUUAAGUUAUCACUUAAUGAUGUAAAUAUUUCGUAUAUUGGUGAUUUUGCUGCUGUUUAUAAAAUUGGUGAACUUGGUGUGUUUGUGAUACCUAGUUUUGAACCUAAUAGCAAUGAUACUGAUAUAAUACUGGGGCUUACUGCUAAAUUUGAUUCAUUCGCCAAGUCUGGAAUUGUCUUAGACUUUACUAAUAAUGAUGGUGGAUACGUAGUACUUUCACAAUAUGUUAAUAAUCUCUUCUUCCCACAAAAGAGGGCUGCAUUUCCACGUGAUAUUAAAAUUAAUAAUAUUAUGACAUUCUUUAUUAAACAAGCCGAGAAAUUAAACCUUUCCAUAGCAGAUAUUACUCCUGUAAAUACUUUAUCGUACUCUACUUAUAAACCAUUUAAUACUUCUGAUGAAUAUAUUGGCAACAAUCAAUUUACAAGAGGUGGUGUAACUACAAACUAUUCUAAUUUAUUUAAUGAAAUAUAUGAAAAUUCAACCCUUUUGGAUUUUUUAUCAACUUGGAAGUUUCCAUGGUCGAAUAAAGAUGUUAUUAUACUUACUAAUGGUGCUUGUGGAUCAUCUUGUGCUCAGACAACUCAAUAUCUGGCAGAGCAAGCUAAAUUUUCUACUGUUUCUGUUGGAGGGUUAUUUAAUCGUAACAUGUCUUAUAGUUCAUUUCCUGGUGGAAGUGUUAUUGCUGUUAAAGAUUUCUAUAAUGAUUUAGCUCCUAUCUUAACAAAUACUUCAAUUAAUCUCCCUGAAAUUCCUAAAAAUUUUGCCACUGAGAUUUCAAUGAAGUCUCUUAGUUUCUCAUUUAGUGAAUCUUAUAGUAUAGCUUUUCCGAACAAUUUAACUGAAUUUAUGUAUAGACCUGCUACUUAUAGAUUAUACUAUGAUGAGAAAAGCAUUUUUGAUCCUAGCUUAUUAUGGCUUCAGGCUCUUUCAGCUCUGAUAACUCUCGAAUCACGAUUCGGUUAG
Molecule: messenger RNA, 2157 nt
Organism: Cetraspora pellucida
Lineage: Eukaryota; Fungi; Glomeromycota; Glomeromycetes; Diversisporales; Gigasporaceae
Source: the annotation of a GenBank genome assembly